Brassica oleracea var. oleracea is the source of this 2354-nucleotide messenger RNA. RefSeq names its product BEL1-like homeodomain protein 6. Bases 606 to 2186 code for a protein of 526 amino acids. Lineage: Eukaryota; Viridiplantae; Streptophyta; Magnoliopsida; Brassicales; Brassicaceae. Gene Ontology annotation, biological process: regulation of transcription by RNA polymerase II. The record is from RefSeq and is a predicted model, not a curated record. The transcript has 5 exons. Gene Ontology annotation, molecular function: DNA-binding transcription factor activity, RNA polymerase II-specific; RNA polymerase II cis-regulatory region sequence-specific DNA binding.
GACCAACUAGUUGUUAAGGAUAGAAACUCCUUAACCAUACAUUUAUAACAUUUUCUCAACAAUUUUCUUCUCUUUACCAAUGACUUGACUCCAAGAAUUAACAAGCAAAUUCAAGCACCAACCAGAUUAUAGCUUUCUGAAGCAAGCUUCUUAAUAAAACAGAGUCUUUAUUUGAUAUAUUUCCCCCCUUUAUUUUACAUCAAAUAAAAGAAAAGUUUUUAUUUGCUUUCUUUUUCUGGGAGAGGGAGAGAAUGAUAUGGGCCUUUCACGUGUGACAUUGAUUAUAUGGUGAAUUCUAAUUAUAUAUCACCAGAAGAAAAGAAAGUCUUUCACAUUUUGUAAUUUGUUGGAUCAUCAUUUUCACUUUUUUAAUUUCAAUAUAAGAUUUAGCUUUGUCUUCUUCAACAAAGCAGCAGUUUAUAUACAGGCAUUUUCUCUAUUAGUUAAGUUCUUGUAACAAGAUGGAAAUAUAUUAAAGGAUCUGUGUUUGAUGAAUGAUGAAAACUCAAGUUUGUGUUUGAUAUGAAGCUUCUGCGACCUGAUCACAGGACAAAGGACUAUGGAACUCAACUGAUCCAAGAAGCACACUGCAUUGCUACAUUUCGAUGGAGAAUUAUCAGGAAGCUCGGUUUCUUCCCGGAAACGCAAUGAUGAACACUACCGUUUCUUACUCAGAGGAAGCAGCCGGUAGAAAAAGAACAGAAGCUAGCAAUGUCUCAGCCUCACAUGAAACGCAAGUAUAUUCAAGAUUUGGUGGAGUUUCACAAAUGCAGGACAUUCAGGAUUUCGGUUCUUGGAGAGAUCAAGCGAGUGACAGGAGUGGUUUCCAGCUAGUGAACGCUAUGGCAGGCCCUACGAGAGUUCAUCAGACCGGUCAAGGAUUGUCCCUUAGCCUCGGUUCACAGAUUCUCCCUGGUAUACAUCAGGGAAUGUCUCCAAGACCGGAGCAUUGUAGAGGCAAUGAGUAUGCAACUCAGAGCUUUCCGGUCGGUAACCCGAACAUGGAUGUUGUGAGAACAAUUCCCAACUCAAAGUAUCUCAAGGCAGCUCAAGAGCUUCUAGAUGAGGCUGUUAAUGUAAAGAAAUCUCUGAAUCAGUUUCAGCCAGAAGGAGAUAAGAACAAAGAGAACCCUCAAGAACCGGAUCAAAACCCUCAAGACUCAAACAAGAAUCCUCCCGCUGAGAUCUCUCAAUCAGAGAGACAAGAAUUGCAUAACAAGUUGACAAAACUCUUGUCAAUGUUGGAUGAGGUGGAUAGAAGAUAUAAGCAAUAUUACCAGCAGAUGCAGAUAGUUGUAUCCUCCUUCGACGUGAUAGCAGGUUAUGGAGCCGCUAAGCCAUACACAGCACUCGCUCUUCAAACCAUUUCACGCCAUUUCCGUAGCCUAAGAGAUGCAAUAUCAGAACAAAUCGUCGUGACACGAAAAUGCCUCGGGGAACAAGAUGGUUCUGAUGGGAAAGGAGUUGGGACAAUAAGCCGACUUAAGUACGUUGAUCAACAUUUAAGACAACAAAGAGGUUUCAUGCAACCUCAGGCUUGGAGACCUCAACGUGGCCUACCUGAAAACUCUGUUUUGAUUCUCCGUGCUUGGCUCUUUGAACAUUUUCUUCACCCUUACCCAAAGGAUUCUGACAAGAUCAUGCUAGCAAGACAAACAGGGUUGAGCCGUGGUCAGGUCUCAAACUGGUUUAUAAAUGCGCGUGUGCGUUUAUGGAAGCCAAUGGUGGAAGAAAUAUAUAAGGAGGAGUUCACAGAGAAUGAUUCCAACUCGUCCUCCGAAAGUACACCAAAAAUGUCUGAGGUACGUCCUGUUGUUGCUGAUGAUGAAGAUCGAGCUCAAGAGCUUCCACAAGAUCAUGGACAUGAGUAUGGUGUGGAAACUUGUGGCAUGGUCCAGGGCGGUCAUCAAAUGGAUGGUGGGAGGUUUAUAACAAUUGAGCCUACAUAUCAUGUGGCUGAGAUUUCAAGAUUUGGUGGUGGUGGUGGUGUCUCUUUAACUCUAGGACUUCAGAAUUCUCAAGGACAUGAUAAUGUUGUUGCUAUGUCUAGUGAGGCGUACAACAGCUUUCCAGGGGUUGAUAUUUACGGAAAUGACAUACCGGGAGCUGAGAUGGAGUAUGUAAACCCUGGGAGUCGCCAGAACAGGAUAAAUUCUUCACAAAUGGUACAUGAUUUUGUAGCUUGAAGAAAAAGCAAUGGGGAGGAAUAAAUGUGUGUGUGAAUGUUAUGAUCAGUCUCAAUUCUCUAGUGGAAGAUUUGGUCAGAGAAAAAAAAAUAGAAAUAAUUGUAUAAAGAAAACAUUCUUUUGUGUAAGAAAGUGUACAACAAUCAGAAUCAUGAGUUUUAAAUUUGA